This is a messenger RNA of Xyrauchen texanus (razorback sucker), 1851 nucleotides long. RefSeq names its product D-3-phosphoglycerate dehydrogenase-like. The record is from RefSeq and is a predicted model, not a curated record. The transcript has 12 exons. NCBI's taxonomy places the organism in Eukaryota, Metazoa, Chordata, Actinopteri, Cypriniformes, Catostomidae. Gene Ontology annotation, molecular function: phosphoglycerate dehydrogenase activity; NAD binding. Gene Ontology annotation, biological process: L-serine biosynthetic process. Bases 83 to 1663 code for a protein of 526 amino acids.
CGUGCAUUCAGAUCUUCAUUCAAAAGCACGAGCAGUUCAUUACGGUUCACGCGAUCGAGUUGAGUCUUGUGGAUCAAGAACAAUGGCUCCAGUAACAGUCAAAAGCAUUUUAAUCAGUGAAAGUGUCGAUCCGUGUUGUAAAGUGAUUCUGCAGGAGAAUGGCAUUAAGGUGACGGAGAAACAGCAAAUGAGCAAAGAGGAAUUGAUUGCAGAGAUUCAGAAUUAUGACGGUUUAGUUGUCCGAUCAGCAACCAAAGUUACAGCUGACAUCAUCAACGCUGGCAGUAACUUGAAGAUCAUUGGACGAGCCGGAACAGGAGUUGACAAUGUGGACGUGGAUGCAGCAACCAAGAGAGGCAUCAUUGUCAUGAACACUCCAAGUGGAAACACGAUCAGUGCUGCUGAACUCACCUGUGCUCUUUUGAUGAGCUUGUCAAGACUUAUUCCUCAAGCUUUCAUGUCAAUGAAGGAUGGAAAAUGGGAUCGUAAAAAGUUCAUGGGUGCAGAGCUGUAUGGCAAAGUUCUUGGAAUUGUUGGGCUUGGAAGAAUCGGUAAAGAGGUGGCGACAAGAAUGCAGUCCUUUGGUAUGAAGACCAUUGGUUAUGACCCCAUCACCCCUCCGGAAGUUACUGCAAGCUGGGGAGUGGAUCAGAUGUCUCUGGAGCAACUGUGGCCACAGUGUGAUUAUAUCACAGUCCACACUCCACUCAUGCCCUCCACGACAGGUCUCCUCAAUGAUGCCACAUUUGCAAAGUGUAAGAGAGGUGUGAAGGUUGUGAACUGUGCUCGCGGUGGCAUUAUCGAUGAAGCCGCUCUCCUGCGAGCUCUGGAGUCAGGCCAGUGUGGAGGAGCUGGGCUGGAUGUGUUCGUGGAGGAGCCUCCAAAAGAUUUGGCUCUUGUGAAUCACCCUAACGUCAUCGGCUGCCCUCAUCUGGGAGCGAGCACUAAAGAAGCGCAGGCUCGAUGUGGGAAGGAUAUUGCUCUGCAGAUUGUGGACAUGGCCAGUGGCAAAGCUUUAGUUGGAGCUGUGAAUGCUCAGGUGUUGGCCAGUACAUUCUCUCCUGACUCUCAUCAGUGGAUCAGGUUGGGAGAGUUGAUGGGCCGAGUGUUGAAGGCCUGCACUUCUUCUAAACAACCCUACAGUCAGGUCCAUGUCACAUCACUUGGGGAGUGUUUGAAGAAUUCCACUGGGUUUUUGAGCUCUUCCGCUGUAGUUGGACUGCUAACUGAAAAUGCUCAGAAUGGACCCAACUUGGUGAAUGUGCUGGCUCUAGCUGCAGAGAGAGGAAUUACUGUGAAGACAGAUCACAAGCGGUCACAUGAGCGUGAGGCCUGUGUGGUGGAGGUUUUCAUGAAUGGGAGUAGCUAUAAGGCCGUGGGCUCCGUGCAGGCUGGAGUUCCAGUGCUUCUGGAGCUGAAUGGAAGUGUUUUUCGACAGCCUGUUCCUCUCACUGGACACCUGCUGCUCUUCAAGGCUGCUGCCUCCACUGAACUCCUGCUCUCGGUCACUGGAGUUUUGGCUUCUGCAGGUGUGGAAAUGGUGUCCUUCAGUACCUCCACCAGCAGUGGUGACCACUGGAACAGCAUGGGAAUAUCCUCGCUGCUUGGGGACAUUGGUGCCAUGAAGUCCUUGGUGAAAGAGGCUGCACAGUUGACUGUCUGAAUAUCUGGGAAUUAUCCUGUUGGGAAGCACUUAUCAUUCCAGCGUCUAAAGCUCUGUUGUCUGCCUGAGCUUUAUUGUUUACGGAGUCAUUUUUUGUUUUUGUUAUUUGUUAUCACUUAACUUGCUAAAACCACUUAUUUGUAUUGCAAAAAUAUGAAUAUGUUGGAUUAAAACUCAGAUAACUACCA